Messenger RNA from Rhagoletis zephyria (snowberry fruit fly), 973 nucleotides. RefSeq names its product blocked early in transport 5 (gene Bet5). Gene Ontology annotation, biological process: endoplasmic reticulum to Golgi vesicle-mediated transport. Lineage: Eukaryota; Metazoa; Arthropoda; Insecta; Diptera; Tephritidae. The record is from RefSeq and is a predicted model, not a curated record. Gene Ontology annotation, cellular component: TRAPP complex.
CGAUAAAACAGCUGUUACUAAAAUAUCAUUUUGUCAUUUAUAAGCAUUUGUAAACAACAUAGAAUUUAUUAAUUUUGGAAACAAGCGCAUUUUGCCGACAACGUUAAAUAACAACAAAAUUAAGUAUUCUGCACUAAGUACAUCAUGACUAUACAUCAUUUGUACAUUUUUGAUAAAUUCGGCACUAUGCUGUACUAUGCAGAGUGGAAUCGGACGAAAAAGUCUGGUGUUAGCAGAGAGGAGGAAGCAAAACUAACUUAUGGUAUGCUUUUUUCAAUUAAAUCUUUUGUUAGUAAAAUAUCGCCGCAUGACCCGAAGGAGGGCUUUCUGUACUACAAAACGAACAGAUAUGCUCUUCAUUACCUUGAAACGCCUUCCGGUCUUAAGUUUGUAUUGUAUACUGAUACAGCUGCACUUAAUGUAAAAGAGCUUUUAAAACAACUAUAUAGCAAAGUGUGGGUCGAGUAUGUUGUCCGCGACCCCCUUUGGUCACCAGGCACUCCUGUAACAUCAGAACUGUUUCAAACCAAAUUAGAUGAUUUUAUAAAGCAGUCAUCACUCUAUGGAAUUCGUAAUAUAUGAGUUAAAGUACACCUUAAGCAUGCAUUUAUAUAAUAAGUCCUUGCAAAAAGUUAACGCCUUUGGAUAAAUAAUAUUUUGUUAUUUAUAUGCGUUUAAAAUUAAAAACACACUUGGUUUAUAUGUUUACGUAAUUGAGGAGUUACAAAGUUUAUUAGAAUAAAAUUAUUUAUGUAGAAAUAAGCUGAAUUAAAUAACGGUUUUAAAGUGACAGGUGGAGCUGCUUUGGACCAUAAGCACCGCGUUAUAGUGGUCGAUUUGCGCGUGGCCCUUAACCCUAUACGUAAAGGCAUUUAAUGUAGACUAGCACUUCCGCGACAUUUUUGUUCCAAAUUUCGAAUAGAUUAACUGUAACAACAGCUACAUAGGAGAGAGAGAGGUUGCAUUCCAAAAC